Anopheles moucheti is the source of this 2338-nucleotide messenger RNA. It is a transcript of the gene serp, whose product is annotated as chitin deacetylase 1. Gene Ontology annotation, cellular component: extracellular region. Bases 96 to 1718 code for a protein of 540 amino acids. The record is from RefSeq and is a predicted model, not a curated record. Gene Ontology annotation, molecular function: protein binding; hydrolase activity, acting on carbon-nitrogen (but not peptide) bonds; chitin binding. Gene Ontology annotation, biological process: carbohydrate metabolic process. NCBI's taxonomy places the organism in Eukaryota, Metazoa, Arthropoda, Insecta, Diptera, Culicidae. The transcript is spliced from 5 exons.
UAACGCAAAUCGGUAGCAAGACUGUAGCGAGAGAUUGAGCGUGUGUUAUCCUCUGGCAGCGAAAUAGCAGCAGUGCAGCGAAAGUGUACGUCAACAUGGUGAAGUUGCUGGCCUUAAUUGGCAUCCUCGCGCUGACGGUGGCAACAGCCACGGCCGAAGUGCGAAUCAAGCGACAGGCGGAAGAAACGACCAAGAAGGAAGAGUCAUUCGAGAAGGAGCUUUGCAAAGACAAAGAUGCCGGUGAAUGGUUCCGGCUGGUAGCGGGCGAAGGCGAUAACUGUCGCGACGUCAUCCAGUGCACAUCGUCGGUAAGCAGCGGUCUGCAAGCCAUCCGAUGCCCGGCCGGUUUGUACUUCGACAUCGAGAAGCAGACCUGCGACUGGAAGGAUGCGGUAAAGAACUGUAAAUUCAAGAACAAGGAGCGCAAAGUGAAACCGCUGCUGAUCACCGACGAGCCGCUCUGCCAGGACGGGUUCCUUGCCUGCGGUGACGGUAACUGCAUCGAGCGCGGGCUCUUCUGCAACGGCGAGAAGGACUGUACCGACGGUUCGGACGAGAACUCCUGCGAUAUCGAGAACGAUCCGAACCGUGCGCCACCGUGCGAUGAGUCGGUGUGCCAGCUGCCCGAUUGCUUCUGCUCCGAGGAUGGUACGACCAUCCCCGGCAGUCUGCCCGCCAAGGAUGUGCCGAUGAUGAUCACCAUCACCUUCGACGACGCGAUCAACAACAACAACAUCGAUCUGUACAAGGAGAUCUUCAACGGCAAGCGCAAGAACCCGAACGGUUGCGACAUCAAGGCGACGUACUUUGUCUCGCAUAAGUACACCAACUACUCCGCUGUGCAGGAGACACACCGCAAGGGUCACGAAAUUGCGGUCCACUCGAUCACUCACAACGAUGAGGAACGCUUCUGGUCUAACGCCACCGUGGACGACUGGGCAAAGGAGAUGGCCGGCAUGAGAAUCAUCAUCGAGAAGUACGCCAACAUCACGGACAACUCGGUGGUGGGUGUGCGUGCACCGUACCUGCGCGUCGGUGGCAACAACCAGUUCACCAUGAUGGAGGAGCAGGCGUUCCUGUACGACUCCACCAUCACUGCGCCACUCUCGAACCCACCGCUCUGGCCGUACACGAUGUACUUCCGCAUGCCGCACCGGUGCCACGGUAAUCUGCAAAGCUGCCCGACCCGCUCGCACGCCGUCUGGGAGAUGGUGAUGAACGAGCUCGACCGCCGGGAGGAUCCGACCAACGACGAGUACCUGCCCGGUUGCGCCAUGGUGGACUCCUGCUCGAACAUUCUCACCGGUGACCAGUUCUACAACUUCCUCAACCACAACUUCGACCGGCACUACGACCAGAACCGUGCCCCGCUCGGGCUGUACUUCCACGCUGCCUGGUUGAAGAACAACCCGGAGUUCCUGGACGCGUUCCUGUACUGGAUUGACGAGGUGCUCUCGAACCACAAUGAUGUGUACUUCGUCACCAUGACCCAGGUGAUCCAGUGGAUCCAGAACCCGAGAACGACCAACGAAGUGAAGAACUUCGAGCCGUGGAGGGAGAAGUGCGUCGUCGAGGGACAGCCUGCCUGCUGGGUGCCCCAUUCCUGCAAGCUCACCUCCAAGGAGGUACCCGGGGAAACGAUCAAUCUGCAGACCUGUGUCCGCUGUCCCAACAACUACCCGUGGGUGAAUGAUCCCACCGGUGAUGGUUUCUUCUAAGUUAUCGUGCUUUGCUUUGCAACUCUACUCCUUUUCUCGAUACUUUUAACGCUUUUUUUACGUUAUACGUUACGUUACGUUACGUUACGUAACUAUACGUUACGUGACACGUUCUCUUAGGAGGAUGACGAUCGUGGACAUCCAUUUUUAGCAUCCUUCAUGCAAUGUCUCGUCCUUGUGACUUGAUAUUUUCUAUUUUACAAGAAGCUCCAGCCAAUUCUUGAUCAUUUGCAUCUCGUCCUUGUGGCGUUGCUCCUCUCGAACUUUUGUCCCUUCCCGGGUAGCUACUGGGUAGGAGUUUCCUUCAUCCUACCUGGGUCUCUCCUCAACGUCUAGUCUCGCGCCUCGUAGCCACUGCAAGCAUUGCCGAUGGCCAUCCACGAGACUACCAUACAAUCCAGCUCCCGGGAUGGAAGAUGUCAUUCCUCCUAAAAAACGGAAUACAAAAACAAAACAUACACACACCCACACACACAUAAAGAAGAGUAGAAAGAAAACAACGAAUGCUGUGGAUAUUACAAUUAUGUAUUUUUUUUGUCGUUUAUAACUUAAUUUAAUACAACACAAAUGAAAAAUUGAAAAAAAAAGUAUUGAACAAUCAAACGAAACAACAACAAGAA